UUCCCGCCUCCUUUAUGUAGGACAGCUGUGUCCACUGGAGGCACUGAGUUGUGAGAAGACACUGAAGAGGACCUGUGAAAGAAAACGAACAGUCAUGGCUGUGAAUAAAUGCAUCAAAUACCUACUCUUCAUCUUCAAUCUACUCUUCUGGCUGAGCGGAUGCAUCCUCCUGGCUGUGGGUAUCUACCUGAAAGUCAGCAAGGAUGACAACUCGAUAACCAGUGAAGCUCUACCAGGCAUCGACCUGAUGAUCGCCAUUGGAGUCAUUAUCAUGGUCCUGGGCUUCCUGGGCUGCUGUGGCGCCAUCAGAGAGAACCGCUGCAUGCUGCUACUGUUCUUCAUCAGUCUUCUCAUCAUCUUCAUCCUCCUGCUGGCAGCAGGCAUUCUGGGAGCUGUUGAUAAGGAUAAGAUGGAAAAGUUUGUGAAGGACCAAGUGAAGGACCUGACCCCACUGUCCAAACAACCUGAGAACGUGAUUAAAGACCUGGAGAGACUACAGGCUGAGCUGAAGUGUUGUGGUCUGGUAAAAGGAUCUGGAGACUGGGACAAUGUGCCUGACUCCUGCCGCUGUAACGCCACUGAUACAGCCCCCGGCUGUGAAACUGCCGCCCGCGUCUUUUCCACGAUUUGUACCGACCGAAUUGUGGAACUACUGAAGGAAAACAUGAAGGUCGUUCUAGGAAUCGCAUUUGCCAUUGCCAUCCUGCUGAUUUUCGGCAUGGUCUUCUCCAUGAUCCUCUACUGUCAGAUUGGCAGGAAGGACACAGCCACUACAGCCUGAGGCAACACGUAGCCACACCCCCUACUUGCCCGGCAACAGGCAAUCAGCUGUGUCCAAAAACCCAUAUCCAAUCCACCUCAAUAACUUCGUAACUUAACCUGCUGUUAAUGUGUUAAAGAUUGCACUGAUGUUUUGGUGAAUUUGCAUUAAUAACCUGGUGCUGUAUGGAGUCCCAGGAGAUAUGUUUUGCAAACGUAGCUGUGAUGCCGGUGUAAAGUCAUCAAUACACAAUAAGUUUUUAAUUUACUAUAUCCAUAAUAUAUGAUAUUUUAAGGAUGAAUACACUGAUGAUCAUCGUUUUAUAGUGAGAGGAUUUCCCAAAAUGUCAGAAUGUUCUUUAACAUGUCACGUAACUCUACAUUUUCUCAAAACAAACCAACAACUAAAACUUCUCAACUGCCUAAAGUCAGCUGUCAGAACACACUUUUCCUGCAGUAAUCCCAUCUUAAAUACCCUUCACGUCAAACAGAAGCAUUUUUCUUGUCUCACUGAAGCCCGAGUCCUUAUUAUUUCUUAUUCUGAUCUUAUCAAUUUACUUGAAAUAUACUGAGUUGAAGAGUAAUUAUUUGAAAAUAUUUCUGCCAUAUUUUAUUGUGAAUGUGUGCUUUUUUGGGACACAUGAAUGGGCAUCUUUAAAUUCCACUUUUUUAUAAAUUCACUAUAAUUGCAUUAUUAAAACUAAAAUCAUUUACUAUACAGGAGGAUAUUAACUAUUUUAAAGUACCUCACCUUGAGAAUUGUUCUUUUGGCACAAAUGGGCUUCUAUAAGUGCCUGUUUUAACACCGCUAGUUUUGGAAAGUAGUAAAGUAUAAAAUAUCUAUAACAAAAUGCUUUUUUUCUCAGGAAGUUGAGAUUGUGUAAAUGACAACUGUUACUUUUUUCUUUAAUGUCUGCUGUUCUAAUGUAACCUUAACCUUUCAGCAAAUACUACUGCACUGAUUUAAUA
This is a messenger RNA of Sphaeramia orbicularis (orbiculate cardinalfish), 1728 nucleotides long. Its product is annotated as tetraspanin-8. Gene Ontology annotation, cellular component: plasma membrane. The record is from RefSeq and is a predicted model, not a curated record. Lineage: Eukaryota; Metazoa; Chordata; Actinopteri; Kurtiformes; Apogonidae. The coding region runs from base 95 to 781 and encodes 228 amino acids. The transcript has 8 exons.